Molecule: messenger RNA, 2777 nt
Organism: Cydia pomonella (codling moth)
Lineage: Eukaryota; Metazoa; Arthropoda; Insecta; Lepidoptera; Tortricidae
Product: esterase FE4-like
Exons: 3
Coding region: 303-1979 (558 amino acids)
Source: RefSeq, a predicted model, not a curated record
UACUGAGAUUCGAACCCGGGACCUCCAGGUUCGAAUACAGAGUGACCACCAAGCAAGCUAAAAGGAACCUGAAUGACAAAGACAAACAAUGUACGUUAUGUAUGUAAAUUUACAAUCUUUGUUAUUUAAGUAGAUAUUUGUUUCUGGUGAUGUGAAAUAGACAAUGGGUAAAAGAAUUAAAUCACAGACAUAUACACACGUACACAGACGUUACACGUGUUACACGCUUACUUAGCGUUAUCCUUAUUAGUAAAUUAGGCUUAUGAUUGUAUUAGCUGUCAGUGCCAAGACGACUGUUCGCAAUGUCGCACAGCACAAUCCAGUUGUUGUUAUUGGUUGUCACUUUGUGCAUUACACAUUGUACGCAAGAAAGAAAAUGGAAGAUCGUGCAGACCUCACAGGGUCCGGUCAGGGGCUACAAAACUGGCGAAAUAUAUUAUUUUUACGGGAUCCCGUAUGCCACGGCGCCUACUGGCAAACGCAGGUUUACUGCACCGCUCGCAGGGCCGGUAUGGAUCACUCCGCUAGAAGCAGUCAAUAAUAAAAUUAUAUGCCCACAAGCCAAAAUUCAAGUCGUCCAAUUCCCUGAUUUUGAUAUGCGAGAGAACUGUCUGGUUGCAAACAUUUAUACACCUGAAACAGAGGAGAUUAAUCUCCCUGUCGUGGUCUACGUUCAUGGAGGCAGCUAUCAAAUAAGAGUUGGAGUAGCUUGGUCACCAAGCGCUCUAGUGCGAACUAAAAAAGUAAUAGCUGUCACUUUUAAUUACCGCUUAGGCGCGCAUGGAUUCCUCUGUUUGGGCACUGAGAAUGCUCCCGGCAAUGCUGGCAUAAAAGAUCAAAUCGCGGUACUUCAAUGGGUGCAAAGAAACAUAGCCAACUUUGGCGGUAAUCCUAAAGAAGUCACAAUUGCUGGGUUCAGCGCCGGCUCGACAGCAGUGGACCUACUUAGGCUCUCUGAAAUGACUACAGGCCUUUACAAUAAAGUUAUUCCUGAGAGCGGUGCAAACUUAGCCGCUUGGAGCGUCCAACUCGAUCCUGUUCAGAAUGCAAAAGAUUAUGCUAAGCAGCUUAAUUUCACAAACGUAGAGGAUAUGAACAGUUUAGAAGAGUUCUACACAACUUUAUCAUUCGAGGCUAUGAUGUCAGAUGCUUUUAUGGAAAGGAAGGACUCAACCUUUAUGUUUUCCCCGUGUGUUGACCGUGAUAUUGGCGUCGAAAAAUUUCUUGAUGAUACUCCGCUUAAUCUCCUAAAACAAGGAAAAUACAGAAAAGUACCAGUCCUAUAUGGAUUUACAAAUAUGGAAGGGCUGUUUCGGAUGUUAAUGUUUGAGGAGUGGAAAGAAUUAAUGAAUGAACAAUUUUCCGACUUUUUGCCAGCUGAUUUACAGUUUAAAGAUAACGAAGAGAGGGAAAAAGUUGCGCAGGAAAUUAAGAAGUUUUACUUCGGUGACAAACGUGUAUCGGAAGAAACUAUACAAGGGUUUAUAGAUUAUUUCACUGACGUUAUGUUUGCUUAUCCACAUUUGAGGUCCGUGAAAUUACAAGUAGAGGCUGGUAGUGAAUCAAUAUACUUGUACGAAUAUUCAUUUUUCAGUCCGAUUCCUGAUUUUGUUCAUGUACCAGAAUACAUGAACAUCACAGGGGCUUAUCAUUGUGCCCAAACUUUUAGUAUAUUAGUUAAUACAAUGGACGUUAACGUUGAUUCUGAUUCAGACGAAUACAAUAAAAUGAAGAAUAUUCUGGUUGAGAUCUGGGUGAACUUUAUUACUACAGGUAAACCAGUACCAGAAGGAUCAGAUCUUCCUUCGUGGCCGCCAGUUGGUGCUAACAGAUCGCCAUAUAUGGACCUCGGGGCAGAGAUUAAACUCGAAGGGUCCCUUUUGGAGAGACGCGUUCUCUUUUGGGACGACAUCUAUGAACGAUUUUACAGGUCUCCAAUACCUCCAUCUAAUACGCUGUCAAUUAGAAACGAACUUUAAAAAAAAAAUAUUGUGUCACUUUUUUUCACCUAUUAGGUUAAAAAGAGGUCGUGAAUCUGAGUAGAAAACAAAUCGGUCAUGUGCGAGUUUGUUUAACUCGCGCACCGAGGGUUCCGACAAACUUUCAACUAUGCCAUGUAACUGUAAACACGAAAGACUUUUGAACAGAAGUAUGCUAAGCAUAAUUAUGUACAGCGCCAUCUAUCGGCACAUUGGCUAACUACUUAAUUUGUUUGUAUGUUGGUUUUUCAGGGAUAAUUCUUUCUCGCGUGAACCAAUUUCAACAAUUAUUGUUUUAUUUUAAAGAAGGUAUUUUUAGUGUAAUCUCAUAGAAAUUUCACUCGCAAAGGGGAAGCCCAAAUUAAUUGCAAAUUUGAUUAGAAAUUAUUUUAGUAGAAUAAUAAAGUUAUCAGGAUAAAGUUGUCAUUGAGAUUCACGAAUUCUCUGUUCACAGUGUGGGUGAUAGUAAGUACUUAAAUAAUUAUAUGUAACACGGACAUUAUAUUUUAUAUUGUACAUGAGUUUUUGUCACUUUUAGUAUCAAUACCGAUGUUAUUUUUGGUUUCGUCUGAUUUUUUUCUUCCAUUUAUACAAAUGCUUUGCCUUAGAACUACUACAUUCAAAUUAUAGUCACUUUACACCAUAACGAAUAUAUUUGAGUUAAUUUUAGACCAUAGAGAGUUGGGAGCUUUUGUAUAAUAGCUGGAUGGUUUUAGUGUACAAGAUUUGAAUUAAGUACAUAUAAAAAUAUGUAGGAGUAAAAGCUAAGUAAAAAAAUGUACAACUUAGGUAAGUAUA